AUGGGAUAUGAAAUAAGAGAUUGGAAUGCUUCAGACGAAUAUAAUAAAAAGACUGCUAAUUAUAUACUAGGAGACCUUAAAUCUAACUCUAUUCUAAAUUUGUUAAAAAGAAAAAAAAAAAUAAAUGAUUAAAAAAACAACCAGGUUGAUGAUGAAGUCAAAGUUAAAACAAACAAAUAUUCAUAAUAAUAAUGGAUGAAGAUAAAUCCUAAGGUUAGGAGCUUAACAAAUAACUGUUAUGAUAUCAAGUUUGUAAAGCCAGAAAAAUAUGAAAUGGAUGAAAGAUAUUUUGAUAUCUAAUCAUUUAAAAAAAUAUCAGAAAGGUUUGGAAAUGAUAUCCGUUAAACAUCCAAUUUUUUAGAAAUGUAUUUUAAGGUUAGCAAGAAAUUAUAAGUUAUUAAUUCUAAAAAACUCUAUUCAGGUUAAAAGGAUACUACAGUCAUUUUAGAGUCCUCGACCGACUUAGUUGAUGUAGAGCUAAAAAUUCUAAAAAUAUCUUUGAGAGAAAGAUAGAAAUAGAGGCCGUUUUAGAUUACUUAGAAUAGCAGAAACAAAAUAAGAACACAAACAAAACAAAGCAAAUCAGAAUCUUCUUAUCGUAAGUAUGGUUAAAAUCUAGAUGAUUUAGUCUAUUCAGAUACAGAAAAGCUAUAAUAAGAUAAAAAUGGGAUGUUGACGAACCUUAACUAGUAAGAUGAACAAGAAAAGCCAAAGCAAAAAAAAUAAUAGAAAAAUAAAAGUAAGGCACCUAAAACAAAAAAACAUAAAUCUAGAAAAAGCUGA
Molecule: messenger RNA, 783 nt
Organism: Tetrahymena thermophila SB210
Lineage: Eukaryota; Ciliophora; Oligohymenophorea; Hymenostomatida; Tetrahymenidae
Product: BRCT domain protein, putative
Exons: 4
Source: RefSeq, a predicted model, not a curated record